Sphaerodactylus townsendi is the source of this 2856-nucleotide messenger RNA. RefSeq names its product potassium channel tetramerization domain containing 19 (gene KCTD19). Gene Ontology annotation, biological process: protein homooligomerization. The record is from RefSeq and is a predicted model, not a curated record. Lineage: Eukaryota; Metazoa; Chordata; Lepidosauria; Squamata; Sphaerodactylidae. The transcript is spliced from 16 exons. Bases 1 to 2856 code for a protein of 951 amino acids.
AUGGUUCAUUUUAACGUUGGUGGCUGGUGUUUCUCGGUUCCAAAAAUCAAAGUGGCCCAGUUUCCAGAUUCCCUGCUCUGGAAAGAGGCUUCAGCCCUGACGGAGAAUGAUAACCCAAGGUUAUUUAUUGAUCGAGAUGGAUACAUCUUCAGACACGUCCAUUAUUACUUGCACACAUCCAAACUCUCUUUCUCUAGCUGUGCUGAACUGAACCUCUUAUAUGAGCAGGCACUGUUUCUGCAGCUGAUACCACUCUUGCAGACUUUAGACAAUUUGAAGGAAGGAAAACACAAUUUACGCAUCCGACCUGCUGAUAUACCAAUAGCUGAAAGAGCAUCUAUGAAUUACUGGAGAACACGGAAAUGUAUCAACAAGCCAUCCGAAUUUCCUCUGAAAAGUCUGGCAUUUACUGGCUUACACGAGAAAGCUCCUCUUGGAUUAAUGGACACUCCAUUACUAGAUACUGAAGAAGAAGUCCAUUAUUGUUUUCUACCACUUGGCUUGGUUGAACAAUACCCUUCGCUGGUUAAUGAUGACAAUUUAUUGUGGUUGUCUGAAAAUUCGGUCCUGAUAGAAUGUGAAGGCAGCGCAUUCCGUUUCAUAGCUAAUUUUCUACGCUCAGGGAAGAUUUAUUUGCCUGAAAACUUCUCCAACAUGGAUGUUCUGGAGGCUGAGGCUGAAGAACUGGGAAUCCCUGAGCUUAUAGAAGCUGUGAAGAUCUACAGGAGUCAGCCUGAGGCCUACCAGGAGGGAUCAUCUGGUUUGCAAGGCUUUGUGAAAAGCACAGGACGAAAGCAGCAAGAAGCAGCCAGCCUCCCUUUGUACCCAAUGGUGCUUGGUCUCUUGGUCAAAUAUCCUGAUUCAGCUUUGGGACAGCUCCAUAUAGAAAGCACCCUGGAUGGGAACAAGCUUUACAUAUCAGGAAAUGGAGUUCUUUUUCAGCAUGUCAUGAAUUGGUUAGGUACUUCCAAGCUCCCUCUGACCCGAAGUAUGUCUGAGCUUCCUGAACUCUGUGCCUAUUUGGAUCAAAUGGACAUCACCUAUCAACCCAUGAAGGAUGCUUUGAAAACAUAUCUAAAACAAAAGACACUGACAGAUAUCAUGGGAAAAGAUGCAAACUGGGCAGCAGAAAUCACAGCCUUUUCACUCCAUCACAUUGUCAAAGUGUAUGUGGGAAGCCAUUGGUAUGCGACAUACUUGCAAACGUUAUUGAAGUUUCCGGAGUUGCUGUUGAAUUAUAGUAAAGUCUAUUGGAUUGUUCAUGGUCAGAGUCUCUUCAUCCAUGGAGACGGCCAUAUGUUUCGACACAUCCUCAACUUCCUUAGGCUUGGAAAGCUCUUCUUGCCCUCAGAAUUUAAAGAAUGGCCUCUUCUGUGCCAGGAAGUGGUAGAAUACCAGAUCCCUUCUCUUGCGGAAGCCCUUUCCCAGUGUGACACAUACAGAAUAUGGGUAAAACAACAAGAAACCCACAGUGUAGCUUUCCCAUUUAAAAGUCUUGAACCUGUAGUGUCAGAGAAAGAGAAAGGAUUGAUUGAAGAUGCUCGAGAUCAUUCUUAUAUUAUCAAGAAUGUAAACUGGAGCAUGACCAGAGAAACACAGGAGACGGAAGAGAGCGACCAGGAGAAGGACAAAUACACACGUAUUUCCCCAAUCAAGGGAGGGAAACGAAGAAGCAGCUGGGAAGGGUGUUGUCAGGCCACAGAUUUGUGGGAAAACUCUUGUGGGUGCAGACAGCCAGGAAGCCCCCCGAGGAAAAAAGGGGCAAAAGGCAAUUUAUCCAAGAAGUCUGAUUGCAGAGACACUCCCAUCCAGAGACUCAUUUCCUUGGUGCAGGGCUGGGAUAUGGCAAACUGCAAACGCUAUGAAGCCCCACAAGCACCUGCGUCUGAUAGUGUCAGGGCUGAUGGAGGGCCUCCUGGCGGAGACCCUGAAAGUGCAGCUCCCUGCAAACUGCCACCAGCUAGUCCCACCAUCAUUACCGCUUCUGAACUCCCUGUGACUGGCCUUGUUCUCGGAGCUGCACCAAGAGUUCAACAAUACUUGACAAGCAUUAGCUGCUGCUUCUCAGGCACCGCAGCUCCAGAGGGAUCACUGGUCAGAGCUGGUGGACCAACCAUCCUGGAAGAGAGCUGCCCUGGGGGAGAAAAUGUUCCAGUCAAGAAGCUGAGUAGGCAAGCAGAGAGAGAAGAAGAAGCAUUCUCUGAACCAAUCAAGACAUCCAUUGAUGAGCCAUGUGACAGUGUGGGAUUGAUUCUUAAAAUCAAACACCCUCCAAUUUUGGCAGGCGAUGGUUCGUACAUGUCUCAUGAAGAUAGCACCCUCUACAGCACACACAGGGAAGGUGUCCAGCCGGCCAACGCACAUACACAAUUGAUAGCCAAAGACAUUGUCUUUCUGAGCUUCCCGUUGUCACAAGAAGAGAUCUUUUAUGCCCGGAUGUGCCACUGCUUUCUCACAGAUGUCAUCUUGGACUCCAUAAGGCAGAAGGACUCCAAGGAAAUUACUGCCCAAGUGGAGCUGUUUGUCCAGAGGUUGUGGACCCUGCAGAUCACAGCAAAGGAAUUUGUGGCCAACCUACUGAAUGUGGCACCUUUUAAAGCCAAGAGUCACAGCUGUGAGAAGUUACUGAAAUGGCUUGAGUUUACCCUGCCAUUUGCCUGGAAGUACAGUUGUUGUGUUGGCCAGUUGAUAAGAAAAGGGUACUUUAGAUCACUCUCUUGUUUUGCUUUAGGGAAAUAUUUACAGAAAACGUUCCUGUCCCGCCUGCCAUACCCCCACGUGGGCACGCGCCCGUGCGUCGCACACACCUCAGCCCCCUUGGAGUCGCACACACCUCGGCCCCCUUGGAGCCUCUGA